AUGUUUUCGUUUCAAUCUUUGAGUUCAACUUCCUCCAGCAGCAGCAUCAACACGAGUUUGAUCAGCAACAAUACUAGUAGCAAUAGCAACAAUAAUUACAUUAGAUGCUCUCAAAUAUUGGAACAUAUUCAUCAGCAACAAAACCGAAACUCGGGAAGAAAGUCUUCGUUUUUGAAAAACUUUAUUCCUUCAUCAACACUUUCUUCCGAAGAGAACCCAACAUUGUACGAUCCAAAUACAAUAUCCAUUCAUCGUGUACAACAUGUGUCGGGCCACUUGGCUGUGCAUUUAUUUAAUGGAAGGAUGAUUAUUGGUCUCGAUUAUAUUUCGGUUUCAAAAUUGAAUAACAGUCAUUCUCAAGACCAAUUAUAUUUGAAUUUAUUAGAAGCAAUUAAGAAUUUUGUCGACUCCAAAUUCAAUGCACAUGACACGACUUUGAGCCCAAUCCUCUAUUGUUGUGAUAAAGAUCCUUUUGUUUAUAGUGAUUUUGAAAUCAGAGAAGAAACAGCAGAACAAUCAAGUGGAUAUAAUUUUGGAAAUAAUUUUGUGAGAGAUUUGCGCGUGGUUCGAUAUAUUACAAUUUCUAAAACCGGCAAUGUUGUGGUGUGGAGAUAUUAUGAAGAUAAUUCCACUUGGAAGGUCGAGAAUACUUUUAAUAUUAUAGGGAAUAGCUCCAGUCUCAAAGUGGAGUUUGUGACUGUGGUUGCGGAUAGAAAUAUCUUAUUUAGGACGAACAGUCCAUCAGAAAAGAAUGCCUUGAAUAUAUACUCUUCUUCUGGUAGCCAUUGUGUGGUUUUUAAUGAUAGCAGCGAUAACUCUGAACAUGUUAUUUAUUCUAUUUUACAAUCAUCACAUAGUAUGAGCAAAUCGAAUAUUUUGUUAAUUUCACAAAAUGAAAUAAUACUCUUUGAUUUAAAGAAUAAGAAGACAUUAUCAAAAAUUGAAAAUGUUUUCAAAUUUAAUGAUAUCUCAAGUAAUUCUGACACGCAACAACAAUCAGGUGCAGAUUCACUAUUUUAUAUUGGACUAGUCAUUCAUCCAAUAACGAAAGAAAUUAUUAUGAUGGAUACUAACUUUAAUAUCAUUAUUUAUUCAAGUGAGCUGUCACACUCAAAGAAAUUAACUAUCAACAAGUUUAGUCUCAAAAAAGAGAAUAUUCCGAAAAUAGAUAUGGCACUAAUUUACAACAUGUUUCUUGCUGUUUAUGAUGGAAACUCCAAUAUUUAUAUCAUUGAUCUAGCGAAUGGAUGUGUAAUUUCGAAUUUAACUCUUCCCAGCGACAUGACGAAUUACAAAUCCAGUGGAAAUUUUGCUAGAUUUUUUGGAAAUGCUACCCAAUACUCUUGCAAUAGCGAGCCUUCUACAUUGUAUCUUCAUGAUAGCUCACUAAUCUAUGAAUUACGCUGUCCUCCUCUACUUGAUAUUAUCAGGAACAGCAUCACUGGCUCUUCUUCUGCGAGUUGUAUCACCUCUAGCUCGUCUUCACAGACAUUUAACCAUUUACUUAAAGACUUUAAACUGUUUAACAUUUACACAAGAAACAUUUUGGAAGAAAUUCACAACAAUAGUAGCGGCACCCACAAAUUGAAUCAUGCAUCUUCUUCAACUAUUGAUCUGAGAAAAUCAAUUUUACCACAUUUGGAAAACCCAGCAUUGAUUUGGACAAGCUGCAGCACUGUGCACGAGCAAGAAGCUUUUCUAAACGAAUGUGAACAGUUUAUCGAUAAUUUUCCAUCCAAGGACUCGAAAUUUUGGAAAAAGCCAACAUCCAGUUCUUCAACAGGUGAAAAUUGGGAGAGUUCCUCCGUACCUUCUCCGUUAUCGCCUUCGUUAUCUCCCUCAUCAAGUAAGACAAGCCCAACAAUGGGUGGAUCUUCCCCUUCCGCAUCCUCCUCCAAUCAGUUGUUUACUAAAAUGACUACAUUGAAUAUGAGUAUUGUUCCUCCGCUAACCUCUUCCCUAUCUAUUUGUAAGGAACAAAUAGGAAACCUCGAUGUGAAACAAGCAGUUGCUUCCUUAGAAUGCAACGAUCACCAGGGAGAUAGUACAAAGCAACUUGAUGUCAAAACUAGCACAUUUAUGGACAAUCUGACGGAUAUCGAGCUUUACGACAUGAUUGAAAAUGAUCCACAAGCAGUUUUGGAUUAUUUACUUGAUGUUUGUGAUCUUUCUAUUUUCAAGAGUAUUAUACACCAAUAUUCCAUGGAAGAAAACAUAGAUGAGAGAAGUGACAGCAGCAAAAUUUAUGGUAUUUCCAUUCCUGGAGCCUCUGAUUCCAACAUUAGACCUAUCACAACAUUUGUAAACUUAUUUGAGCAAAAUUUUGAGGAUUCUAUUAGCCCCUUAGAAUUGUACAAAGUUGAGGAGAACAGAAAUGAAGAUUUUGUGGUUUAUCAAAAUAAGGUCACAACUGCACUUGAACCAAAGCGAAAUACGAAUCAUACUAGAAAGGGUUUACUCUAUUUUGAAAUGGUCAUUCGAUUACUCUUUUUCCAUACCAAAUGUCCUCAAAUUAUUUUGGUUUUGAUUGUCAUGAUGGAAGAGCACAAAUUGAAACAAUUCAACGCUCGAAGAGAUCAACUAAAAUCUGAAAUUGAUCAAUUGGUCAAGAAGAAGCAAUCAUCAAGCUCUUCACUCUCAUCCUUGACAGGAGGAAAAAACUAUCAAUUGGAACAAUUUAACUUGCAAAGUUUACAGAAUGAGUACAAUGAACUUUCACGAAAGUUGAAACAAAACAAUAUGAAGGCAAAAUAUAGCAAGGAAAUUCAAAGAAUACUCACCUCCUAUGUCGACUUGUUCGAUAGUGAGCAGCUUCAACCAUUCAUGGAGAUCGCUUCAAGAUUUUCAGAUAUUCAAGUGAAAACCAUGGCACAAGUUUUUAUAUGGCAAGGAAAUCGACUCGAUGCACUGAGGAUCUAUCUUUCACAUGACAGUCCCAAACUUGAGGAACAAGUCAUCAAGCUCGUGUCGACCUAUCUUUCACAACAGUCAGGCAUCACGAAUGUGAGCUUGUCCAUGUCAUUAGGAGGAACAGCACCCCUUGAAGAGCAGUAUAAGGUCCUGAAUUUACUUUUCGAUUUUUGUCUCAAUCCAAAAACUAGUAAGGCGACUUCAAAGACCAAAAAUUCUCUUCUCACUUUUGCAUGGCAAAUGAUGCCCUUAUCCUACAGCGUGUUUGAUUUCUUUUCCAAAUAUGAUCGAUACAGAAUGGAAGCACAUGCGAGUAGCAGAAGCGAAAACAAGAGUGACAAGAACAAUGAAUUGUCGACACUUCCUCGUGUGUUUGUCUCGUCCGAUGUUGAUGAUUCAGAUCUUAUUGGAGAUGAUAUUGCAUUGUAUCUUCAAGGAAUUGGAUCAUUUUCAAACAUGAAAUUAAGAGCUCAACAAAUGAAAUAG
Messenger RNA from Naegleria fowleri, 3396 nucleotides. RefSeq lists its product as uncharacterized. NCBI's taxonomy places the organism in Eukaryota, Heterolobosea, Eutetramitea, Acrasida, Naegleriidae. The coding region runs from base 1 to 3396 and encodes 1131 amino acids. The record is from RefSeq and is a predicted model, not a curated record. The transcript has a single exon.